This is a messenger RNA of Alligator mississippiensis (American alligator), 10119 nucleotides long. It is a transcript of the gene CACNA1B, whose product is annotated as calcium voltage-gated channel subunit alpha1 B. The coding region runs from base 225 to 7205 and encodes 2326 amino acids. Gene Ontology annotation, cellular component: voltage-gated calcium channel complex; neuronal cell body; membrane. NCBI's taxonomy places the organism in Eukaryota, Metazoa, Chordata, Crocodylia, Alligatoridae. The transcript is spliced from 46 exons. Gene Ontology annotation, molecular function: calcium ion binding; high voltage-gated calcium channel activity. Gene Ontology annotation, biological process: calcium ion import across plasma membrane; chemical synaptic transmission. The record is from RefSeq and is a predicted model, not a curated record.
CAUUCGAGCGGCUGCGGAGUGACUCCGGCUUGCCCGGGCGCGCCGGCCGGAGGGCGGGGGCCGGGGCCGGGCGCUGCCGGCGGAGCCAUGCGGACCAGCCGCGGGGAAGGCGGCCGCGCGGGGAGCUGAGCAGCGGGAGGGAGAGCCCGGGGCGCUGGGAUGCGUCUUCCCCCAGCCUCGGCCGCCACUGGGGAUUGCAGCGCCCGGCUCCGCGCCUCGCCGCGAUGGCUCGCUUCGGAGAGGAGCUGCCCAGCCGCUAUGGAGGCGGAGGUCCGGCCGCGGCCGGCCGGGGGAGCAGCCGGCAAGGCGGCCCCCAGCCCGGCCAGAGGGUGUACAAGCAGUCCAUGGCUCAGCGAGCCCGGACCAUGGCUCUCUACAACCCCAUCCCCGUCAAGCAGAACUGCUUCACCGUCAACAGAUCCCUCUUCAUCUUCAGCGAAGAUAACAUUAUACGGAAAUACGCCAAGCGAAUAACCGAGUGGCCUCCAUUUGAAUACAUGAUUUUAGCCACCAUUAUAGCCAACUGUAUUGUGCUGGCUUUGGAGCAGCAUCUACCAGAUGGAGACAAGACACCCAUGUCGGAGAGACUGGAUGACACUGAGCCGUACUUUAUUGGAAUAUUUUGUUUUGAAGCUGGUAUAAAAAUCAUCGCUCUGGGGUUUGUUUUUCAUAAAGGCUCUUACCUCCGAAAUGGCUGGAAUGUGAUGGAUUUUGUUGUGGUCCUCACAGGAAUUCUAGCCACUGCUGGGACUGAUUUUGACCUACGGACCCUGCGAGCUGUCCGAGUAUUAAGACCACUGAAGCUUGUGUCAGGAAUCCCAAGUUUACAGGUUGUCCUCAAGUCCAUCAUGAAGGCUAUGGUGCCCUUGCUUCAGAUUGGGCUGCUUCUAUUCUUUGCUAUUGUGAUGUUUGCCAUUAUCGGACUGGAGUUCUACAUGGGGAAGUUUCAUAAAACGUGCUUCUCCAAUGAGACAGGUGAGGAGGUGGGAGAUUUUCCCUGUGGAGAGGAGCUUCCAGCCAGGCAAUGUGAGAGUGGAAGCACAUGCAGGAAGUACUGGCAAGGCCCCAACUAUGGAAUCACCAACUUUGACAAUAUCCUGUUUUCCGUGUUAACUGUCUUCCAGUGUAUCACCAUGGAAGGCUGGACGGACAUCCUCUACAACACCAAUGAUGCAGCAGGAAAUACCUGGAACUGGCUCUACUUCAUCCCUCUCAUCAUCAUUGGCUCUUUCUUCAUGCUCAACUUGGUGCUGGGCGUCUUAUCAGGUGAAUUUGCCAAAGAGCGUGAGAGGGUGGAAAACCGCCGAGCCUUUCUGAAGCUCCGUAGGCAGCAGCAGAUUGAACGAGAGCUAAAUGGGUACUUGGAAUGGAUCUUUAAGGCAGAAGAGGUGAUGCUGGCAGAAGAAGAUAAGAAUGCUGAAGAGAAGUCCCCUCUGGAUGUGUUGAAAAGAGCUACGAUAAAGAAGAGCAAAAAUGAUCUGAUUCAUGCUGAAGAAGGUGAGGAUCAUUUCACAGACAUUUGCUCUGUUGGGUCUCCAUUUGCUCGUGCCAGUCUGAAGAGUGGAAAGAACGAAAGUUCCUCAUAUUUCCGGAGGAAAGAGAAGAUGUUCCGGUUCUUUAUCCGGCGCAUGGUGAAAGCACAAAGCUUCUAUUGGAUCGUCCUCUGUGUUGUUACUCUGAACACCCUGUGCGUUGCCAUGGUGCAUUACGCCCAGCCAGAGAAACUCACCACUGCUUUGUAUUUUGCAGAGUUUGUUUUCCUGGGUCUGUUCCUUACUGAGAUGUCCUUGAAGAUGUACGGACUGGGGCCAAGAAAUUAUUUCCACUCCUCAUUCAACUGCUUUGACUUUGGGGUGAUUGUGGGAAGUAUUUUUGAAGUUAUCUGGGCUGCAGUGAAGCCUGGUACCUCAUUUGGCAUCAGUGUAUUGAGGGCUCUUCGACUGCUCAGGAUUUUCAAAGUAACCAAAUAUUGGAACUCCCUGAGAAACCUGGUGGUGUCCUUGCUGAACUCCAUGAAAUCCAUCAUCAGUUUGCUCUUCCUGCUCUUCCUGUUCAUCGUGGUGUUUGCUUUGCUGGGGAUGCAGCUCUUUGGAGGACAGUUUAAUUUUCAAGAUGAAACACCUACCACAAACUUUGAUACUUUUCCUGCUGCCAUCCUCACUGUGUUUCAGAUACUGACUGGUGAAGACUGGAACGCGGUGAUGUAUCAUGGGAUAGAGUCACAGGGCGGUGUCCACUCAGGAAUGUUCUCUUGCGUUUACUUCAUUGUCCUGACAUUGUUUGGUAACUACACACUCCUGAAUGUCUUCCUGGCUAUUGCUGUUGACAAUCUUGCAAAUGCACAAGAGUUGACAAAGGAUGAAGAGGAAAUGGAAGAAGCUACAAAUCAAAAACUUGCUCUUCAAAAGGCCAAGGAGGUAGCAGAAGUCAGUCCCAUAUCUGCUGCUAACAUUUCCAUAGCAGCCAAGCAGCAGAACUCCUCCAAAUCCAAGUCUGUUUGGGAACAGAGGACCAGCCAGAUCCGAAUACACAAUUUCCGAGCCAGCUGCGAGGCACUGUACAAUGAGCUCGACCCAGAGGAGCGGGUGCGCUAUGCUACCACCCUACACAUCCGACCAGACAUGAAAACUCAUUUGGAUCGGCCUCUGGUGGUAGAGCCAAGGACUGAAGGUCGGAACAAUGUCAAUAAGCUAAGCCCUGGAGAUGUCCAGGACAUUGAGCAGACCAAGGCCAUCUCUGCUGAGUGUGCAGAAGCUCCACGGAAACAUCACCGGCAUCGGGAUAAAGACAAGACAGGAGAACAAGAGAAGAGUGACAUGACCAAGGAUGAGAACGGGGAAUCUGGCACAAACAACAAAGAGGAACGACAUAGGCAACACAGGAGCCGCAGCAAAGAAGCGGAGGGGAGUAGCAAGGAAGGGAAAAUUGAGCGCAGCAGAGGCCAGGAAGCGGGGAAGAGGCAUCAUCGUCGUGGGUCAGUGGAGGAAGGGGCCGAGAAGGAGCACCGGAGGCAUCGAACUCACCGGCACUCAGCUGAGCGGCAAGGCAAGGAAGGCAACGGAACAAUCAAUGGUGCCAGAACUGAGCGGCGUUCACGUCACCGAGGAGGGUCAAGAUCGGGGAAUCGAGAAGGAGAUCCAGGCUCAAAAGGAGAGAAUGGGGAAGAGCCUCACAGACGGCACAGAUUUCGGAACAGAGCUCUGUCAACCUAUGACCCAGUGGAGAAGGAGAAUGGGGAAAAAGAAGGAGAUGUUGGGGAAAAGGAUCAUAGGAACCAUCAGCCAAAGGAAAACCAGUGUGAGAUCGAGGCUGGGGCGAGUGUCAGUGUUGUCCCAGUGCAAACCCUUCCCAGCACAUACCUGCAGAAAGUGCCUGAACAGCCGGAAGAUGCUGACAAUCAGAAGAAUGUGACUCGGAUGACUCAGCCGCCGCUGGACAAAACCACCACUGUGAACAUCCCUGUUACCAUCACUGCACCACCGGGGGAGACCACUGUCAUACCAAUGAACAGCGUUGAAUUUGAAAGUAAAACUGAAGAGAAAAAAGAUGUGGAUGGUGAUGACUUGACAAAAAAUGGGCCGAAGCCAAUCCUGCCUUACAGCUCCAUGUUUAUCUUGAGUCCUACAAACCCAAUCCGACGCCUGUUUCAUUACAUUGUGAACUUGCGCUACUUUGAGAUGGUCAUCCUCAUAGUCAUAGCACUAAGCAGCAUCGCUUUGGCAGCUGAAGACCCUGUCCAAGCCGAGUCACCAAGGAAUGAUGCUCUCAAGUAUCUGGAUUACAUAUUUACGGGGGUCUUUACUUUUGAAAUGGUGAUAAAGAUGAUUGACUUGGGUCUGCUGCUUCACCCUGGCUCCUAUUUCCGUGACCUAUGGAACAUCUUGGACUUUAUUGUGGUCAGUGGGGCCUUGGUGGCAUUUGCCUUCUCAGGAACCAAAGGCAAGGAUAUCAACACCAUCAAGUCACUGCGAGUUCUGCGGGUGCUAAGACCCUUGAAGACCAUCAAGCGUCUGCCAAAGUUAAAGGCGGUCUUUGACUGUGUAGUAAAUUCCUUGAAGAAUGUCCUCAAUAUCCUGAUUGUUUACAUGCUCUUCAUGUUCAUCUUUGCUGUCAUUGCUGUGCAACUCUUCAAAGGCAGAUUCUUCUACUGCACGGAUGAAUCAAAGGAACUAGAGAAGGACUGCAGGGGUCAGUACCUGGAUUAUGAAAAGAGUGAGGUGGAGGCAAAGCCCAGGCAGUGGAAAAAAUAUGAGUUCCACUACGACAACGUGCUUUGGGCUCUGUUAACACUAUUCACUGUCUCCACGGGAGAAGGGUGGCCAACUGUAUUGAAGCAUUCGGUGGAUGCUACAUAUGAGGAACAAGGUCCCAGCCCUGGCUAUCGAAUGGAAAUGUCUAUCUUUUACGUGGUGUACUUUGUUGUCUUCCCUUUUUUCUUUGUGAAUAUAUUUGUGGCGCUGAUCAUCAUCACCUUCCAGGAGCAAGGAGAUAAAGUGAUGUCGGAAUGCAGCCUAGAGAAAAAUGAGAGGGCCUGUAUAGACUUCGCCAUAAGUGCCAAACCACUGACCCGCUACAUGCCUCAAAACAAGCAGUCUUUUCAAUACAAGAUGUGGAAGUUUGUGGUGUCCCCUCCCUUUGAAUAUUUUAUCAUGGUCAUGAUUGCACUCAAUACAAUUGUGCUGAUGAUGAAGUUCUAUGAUGCUCCAGAAGCAUAUGAAGAAAUGCUGAAAUGCCUGAAUAUUGUGUUUACAUCUAUGUUUUCAAUGGAAUGUGUGUUGAAGAUCAUUGCCUUUGGUGUACUGAAUUAUUUCCGAGAUGCUUGGAAUGUCUUUGAUUUUGUAACAGUAUUGGGAAGUAUUACUGAUAUUUUAGUAACAGAGAUUGCGGACAACUUUAUCAACCUCAGCUUCCUGCGGCUCUUCAGGGCAGCAAGACUCAUCAAGCUCCUUCGCCAAGGUUACACCAUCCGCAUUCUGCUCUGGACAUUUGUGCAGUCUUUUAAGGCAUUGCCUUAUGUGUGUCUCCUCAUUGCGAUGCUCUUCUUCAUCUAUGCCAUUAUUGGCAUGCAGGUAUUUGGAAACAUUGCACUAGAUGAUGAUUCCUCAAUUAAUCGACACAAUAACUUCAGAACGUUCUUGCAAGCCCUGAUGCUACUGUUCAGGAGUGCUACAGGGGAAGGCUGGCAUGAGAUCAUGUUGUCAUGCCUCAGUAACAGAGCCUGUGAUCCACGAUCUGGCCUCACCAAAGAUGAAUGUGGAAGUGACUUUGCCUAUUUUUACUUUGUCUCUUUCAUCUUCCUCUGCUCCUUUCUGAUGUUGAACCUGUUUGUAGCUGUAAUCAUGGACAACUUUGAGUACCUGACACGAGACUCUUCCAUCCUAGGACCCCAUCACCUGGAUGAGUUUGUUCGUGUCUGGGCUGAAUAUGACCCAGCUGCCUGCGGGCGCAUCAGUUACACUGACAUGUAUGAGAUGCUGAGACACAUGUCCCCACCUCUAGGCCUGGGAAAGAAAUGCCCUGCUCGAGUUGCUUAUAAGCGCCUUGUGCGGAUGAACAUGCCGAUCUCGGACCAGGACUUAACGGUCCAUUUCACAUCCACCCUCAUGGCCUUGAUUCGGACAGCUCUAGAGAUCAAACUUGCUUCAGGAGGGGUGAAACAGCACCAGUGCGAUGCUGAACUAAGGAAAGAGAUCUCACUGGUUUGGCCUAAUCUGUCCCAAAAGACACUGGAUCUGUUGGUGCCUCCUCAUAAACCUGAUGAAAUGACCGUGGGGAAAGUCUAUGCAGCACUCAUGAUAUUUGAUUUCUACAAGCAGAAUAAAAACAGCAGGGAGCAAGUGCAUCAACCACCUGGAGGCCUUUGCCAGACUGGACCAGUGUCACUGUUUCACCCUUUGAAAGCCACGCUUGAGCAAACCCAACCUCCAGCAUUCAACAAUGCUAAAGCCUUCCUUCGUCAGAAAAGUUCUGCAUCACUCAACAACGGGGGCACACUACCAGCUCCAGAGGGUGGGAUCAAGGAGUCCAGUUCAUGGGGGAUUCAGCGCACGCAGGACAUAUUUUACGAAACCAGGACACCGGCUUUUGAGCGAGGCCACUCAGAAGAAAUUCCCAUUGAACGGACAAGCAAACAGGUUGUAGAAAUGAGAGAAAUCAGCCCCACCUUGGCCAAUGGAGAGCACCAACCUGGCCUGGAGAGCCAGGGACGGGCGGCUUCCAUGCCACGUCUGGCUGCCGAAACUCAGCCCAUCCCAGACACAAGCCCCAUGAAGCGCUCCAUCUCCACAUUGACACCACAGCGUCCGCACCCCAUGCACCUGUACAACUAUUCCCUGGAGCGUAUGCCACCAGACCAGGUCCACCACCACCAUCACCAUCGCUGCCAUCGACGGAAAGAAAAGAAGCAGAAGUCCAUGGAUAGGCCCUCCUACCACCUGGCUGAUGGAGAUGCGGUGGCCCAGCCAGGUGAGACUUCUUCCAGGGAUAAGAAGCAGGAACGUGGCAGGUCCCAAGAGAGGAAGCAGCACUCCUCCUCUUCCUCUGAAAAACAACGCUUCUACUCCUGCGACCGCUAUGGGAGCCGGGACCAUUCUCAGCCCAAAUCUGCCGAACAUAGCCGACCCACCUCACCCAACGGGGGACCAGAACAAGGGCCUCACAGACAGGGUAGUGGUUCAGUUAAUGGGAGCCCCUUGAUGUCAACAUCUGGUGCUAGCACCCCGUGCCGUGGUCGGAGGCAGCUCCCGCAGACUCCAUUGACCCCUCGCCCCAGCAUCACUUACAAGACCGCUAACUCCUCGCCCGUGCACUUCACCAGUUUCCAAACCGGCCUGCCCACUUUCUCCCCGGGACGCCUGAGCCGUGGCUUGUCUGAGCACAAUGCUUUACUGCGUGGGGACUCCCAGAACCACUCACACACCAUGGUGGCUCGCAUCGGUUCUGACCCUUACCUUGGACACCGAGAUGAUAGUGACAGUCCAUACCGUGUUGUUCCAGAGGACACACUCACCUUUGAGGAGGCUGUCGCAACCAAUUCAGGAAGGUCCUCAAGGACUUCUUACGUCUCGUCCUUGACUUCCCAGUCUCACCAAAUCCGCAGGGUUCCCAAUGGCUACCACUACACAUUGGGCCUCAACACAGGCCCUGGGACAGGCUCCAGAGGACGCAGCUAUUACCAUGAAGCUGAUGAGGAUGACUGGUGCUAGCAUAAAGGCAAAACCAUUGCAGGUGUGUGCUUUUAAAAUUGAUGAGUUUUAUCAUCUGGCAGUCUGUACACUCAGACACGCAUGGUACCCAGGGCUGGGGAGUGAGGAAGCAACCCCCAGAAGGAAAAUCCCACUGCAAGAAGUGUGUCUGUGCCCAAACCUGACACUGUCUGAGACACUCAUUCAGCCUCUCUCUCUUCUUUUUCUCUUGCACUAGACAAAUUAAUAAAUAAUGAAAGAUCGUUAUUUGGGGAAGAUGGGGGUAGAGAGAGCAUUCUCUUUCUCUCUCUCUCUCUCUCUUUUCCCUCUCUCUGUCUCACCUACCUACUGCCUUGUCUAACAUAAUGACAUGCACCAGAUGCCAAAUCUGCAAAUGAUGUGAAAAGCUGAGAGAGAGGAGGUCUGAACCCUGCCAACAGAAAAAAAGGACUGUUGAUCCUUUUCAAGAUUGGGGUAGCUUCUGCUGGGCCUUUUUUUUUUUCCUGUCAGGGUGGGCAUUGGGGAUGAGAAUUGACAGUCAUGUACAAAAUCACAUCUGUAUUUUAUCUUGUUCAAAUGAUAAGAAGGAAGUGAUCUACCUAAGAAACUGAGAGAGGAGAAACACACAUCUGAACAGAGGACAAUCUUUUCAAGACUUGAUGUUCAAUAACAGCAAUUGUUUUCAAUGGAGCCAGUAACAAACCUUCAAGCUGACAAAGCACUCCGUCGCCUGUGACUCUCUGGUGUAACACUCUUCUGUGUGGAUUUAUUUUAUUUUCCUUGCCAUUUUGGGUCCUUCACAUUGACAUACGAUAAAGCCACAGAGAGCUACUUUGUAAGGACUGUUUCCUUGCUGCUGGUACUUUUAUUUCUGUUCCUCUUGUCAACUGCAACACACCCUCACUGUUUUGUCUUGUUUACAAUAUAAGCUUGAUUUAGCAAAAAAGUUUAAAAAAAAAAGAAAAAAAAAGAAUAAAACGUGUAGGGUUGGAAAGGAGAAAUGUAAUUGGUUUUAUAUCAAGCUAUUAGAUAGAACUUUAAAUUUUCAUUGUGUGCAUUUUUGUAAAUUGUACAGUAAAAAAGGAAACAAAAAAGAAAAAAAAUACUCUUUAUGUAGAAAAUUAGUCCUAUUGUCAUUCCAGGUCCUACUGUUUCUAUUGAAUGCUCCAGUUGUUCACUACUAAGUGCCUAACCUUUGAAAUCUCUCACAGCGACGAUGCAACCUCUUGCUUCAACGCAUCAGAACUUGGGGAAGAAAGUUGGGGGGAGGUGAAAGGAGGAGAGCCUGGAAGAGUUGUUUAUCUCAGAUAAUCUACUGUGCAUAUGAUACCACUUAUAUGUUUAAUGGACAGUGUUUUCAAGUAGCCAGGUUGGAAAAUUACCGGGGGGAGUAAGGGGUGAAAACAUUUUUAAAAUCAUUUUAUUGCUGGGAUGGGAGGGGAAUAAUAGGGGCAAACAAAACUGGCCUUUUCUCAUUGACUAGAAUUUAGGGUCCUGCAGGAGAAAUGCAGGUAAAAAUAUAGCAUCAGCAGUGAUGCUUUCACAGAAAACUAAGAGACUUUCACACUGCAUGUCUAGUCUUAUGUUGGUUGUGAAAGUUCUGCAAAUGUUUCACGGUGCAUAGUUUGUAUCGAGGGCAGUUGGAGAGAGCCUCGUUGUUAUUGCCUGUUGGGGAAAAAACUGACUCUCAGGGAUGAGAUUUCUGUAUUCUUACGAUUAUUCUUAUGUUGGAUUGUUUUAUUUAAUUUUAAGAUUUUAGUUCUUUUUUUGUGCACGAGCGCAGAUUUUUCUGGGUUUUGAGCCUAGGGGAAAGAUGCAUAUAACAAGAGUGGGAAGAAGUGCUAAAGAAUAACUGACAGAACCUUCUGCAAAUGGGUUUGAAGAACAGCCAUGUGGCUGUUUUUGGACAUAGUAUGACUGGGGUUACUGCAGAGGAUGUGCAUAUCACACUGGGAGAAGCAGAGCGUGGGAAAAUGCAUAGAUGCCAACGAUUGAAGAAGUGUUGAUAAGAAUACUGGCAGGGUUUAAGAGACAAGACAUAGUGGGAUGGCUGGGUAGAUCUACCCAGCCCCAGGACCCUCAGCCUGGAGAAUAAGCAGUCACUGGGGAAGAACAGCAAUCUUUAUGGGCCUUGUUUUGUUUUGUUUUGUAACUAAGUUCAUAUAAAAGGUAUGUCGUAUUUUGGGAAAGGAUGCAGAGAGCAUCUGAAACUAUUGACAAAGCCCUUCAUCACUGGAAGGAGAGCAGGACAGGUGUAAGAUGGUUCUCCACAUUUUGAGCCUUUAUGUUGAGAAAAAUCAACCUUGUGUUGUUUUGUUUUAUAAUCUCUUUGGCUGAUCUCAUCCCUGAAUUCUGCUAAAAGAUAAUUCCUAUUUAUAUCUAUAUCUUUAUAUUUAUGUGCACUUUGAAUAAAGGAAGUGCAUUAGCCGAGAAAUACAUUAUGGAUAAUGGAUGUAAUUUUUAAAUGUAGGGCUAUGCAACAAGAUGACACUUAUGGAAACAAAUCAAAACAAAACAAACAAAUGAAAAGACCUUCAUCCAUUCUGUAGCUUUACCUGCUGGACUUUCCUGUUUCAGGCUUCAGCAUGAUUGUGACCAAAUGUUUUAUACAUUUUCCUUAUAUGAAGGCACAAACAUUUUCUUUGAAAUUUUAAAGAAAGCAUUACUAUUUUAUUCCAAGAAGUAAAGGAGGAACAAAAUAUCUCUGAUAAUGCAUGCAAACAUUGUACCCACAUUGGAAAACAAAAGGAAAUGUCUUUCUGCAUUUAUUUUGUCUUUUCCUCCACUCUUGCCUUUCCCCUUCCUAAACCAUUUUAGAUAUUAAAAGUCACAGCCCCAUAUAAAUAAGAUGGCUGGAAUCAUAUAGCCAUUGUUGGCACUGGAUCAUUUAAAUUCUUGUAUAAAAGAUGAAGAAUAUAAAGUUGUCUAAUCUCCA